Messenger RNA from Zymoseptoria tritici IPO323, 1614 nucleotides. RefSeq lists its product as uncharacterized. Gene Ontology annotation, biological process: regulation of transcription by RNA polymerase II. The transcript is spliced from 3 exons. NCBI's taxonomy places the organism in Eukaryota, Fungi, Ascomycota, Dothideomycetes, Mycosphaerellales, Mycosphaerellaceae. The record is from RefSeq and is a predicted model, not a curated record. The coding region runs from base 601 to 1614 and encodes 337 amino acids. Gene Ontology annotation, molecular function: DNA-binding transcription factor activity, RNA polymerase II-specific; RNA polymerase II cis-regulatory region sequence-specific DNA binding.
UGAUCCACAAAAGAUUGCCCGUCUUUGAACAAUCCUCUUGUUUGUAAUUGUCGCCCUGCCCUGCAAAAGCGACGACUACCAGGAACCAUCCCAUCCAGCAUCAUCAUUCAAACAGCACAACACUCGGACCAUCCCAUCAUCACAUCAAUUUCCCUCUUCGUCCUGGCCCGUCCUGUCCUGACGAUCUUGUCGACUCGGGGACGCUGCACUCUCCCACCAUCACUCGGACGACCUCGCACGCUUGCUCUGGCCUUGAAACACCGCCGGAUUAUCCUUGAGCGGCUCCGCUUCUAGUCGCAUAGGGGUCUCCUUCAUCGUCCAUUGACAGCCGCAUCCCGCCCUCCCAAGGAAUAAUCUCCAUCGAUCGACAUCUCCAUCAUCACCUUGGAUCUCUUCGGCCUGUCGGAUCCCUGCCCGCCUUUAAGCAUCCCGAACACUUAAGCACGCUGAUCCCGCACAUCUUUCCUGCGCCCGGAUCGUCCAGUUCUCCACGUUUCUGAAACCCGAACAUCUUCAGGCGUGGAUCUUCACCUACUUGCCAUACCGACCGAGACAUCACUUCUUUAUCCUUGCUUCACCCAUCCUACACAUUCAUCCAUAAUGGCAACCAUGGCCGUCGACAACCGCCAACAAUUCAGCAGCAUGGGUGGCUACGACGCAAAGUUCUACCCGCACCCGCCGCAGUUCACGAAUCCUUGGACGUCUGGGGCUUCCAACCCAAGUCAAAUGUACGCGACAUCCAUGCCACAUACAUCAGGUGGCAGCGAUGCGCGGUACGUCCAGGCGCCCAAUGUUUCUGCUGCAUACGGUGGUAGCAUCCCAGCUCCCGCUAUGGCAUCAGGUAUAGAUCUACUGGACCCAGCCCUCUACAACAGCGAUCAGGUCGGCUUACAAGUCACUCAAGAUGGAAUGAGCGCUCCCCGCCCGUACGGUGCGCCGUACUCAUCCGCGGCUAGCACCGCGGGCUCAUAUGCGCCCGCACCGGCACCCCACCAAUACCCUCCCACAUACGGCUAUCAAGGAGACAGGCGCGCUUCGCACCCGUCAGUAACUUCCACCAUGCUUCUGGGCGACCCGAUCGCGAUCCAGAAGAUCCGCCAGAGCUCAAUGAUUGACUUUUCCGACAGACUGAACAAUGCCUCAGAAGCUGAGCGACAAAGCUUCAGUGACGCUCUGGACGCCAGCCGCGGCAUGGUCGCCAUGAGCCAGUCCGACAUUACUCCCAGGAAUAUCUCCGUCAGCGAGGCAUCAGUAGGAGACUACAGCUCCGCCGGCGAAUCCGUCGACAUGCCAAGCUCGCGCACUCUUCCACGACCGCACGGUCUUGUCGGAGGAACCAUGCCUCCAGCGCCGCAGUCCAUGAUGGGACAGUUCAGCUCCAAGGUGUCGUCGAGCUCACAAAAGAAGCACAAGUGCAAGAUUUGCGAUAAGCGAUUCACACGACCGAGCUCGCUGCAAACACAUAUGUACAGCCACACCGGCGAGAAGCCAUUCGCUUGCGAUGUCGAAGGCUGCGGCCGCCAUUUCUCCGUCGUCUCCAACCUGCGAAGACAUCGCAAGGUGCACAAGGGCGAGGGCAAUGAAGGCUCAUCACCCGGAGAAGAUGACGAUUGA